This is a messenger RNA of Mesocricetus auratus (golden hamster), 4829 nucleotides long. It is a transcript of the gene Tshr, whose product is annotated as thyroid stimulating hormone receptor. Gene Ontology annotation, biological process: G protein-coupled receptor signaling pathway. Lineage: Eukaryota; Metazoa; Chordata; Mammalia; Rodentia; Cricetidae. Bases 579 to 2873 code for a protein of 764 amino acids. Gene Ontology annotation, cellular component: membrane. Gene Ontology annotation, molecular function: thyroid-stimulating hormone receptor activity. The transcript is spliced from 10 exons. The record is from RefSeq and is a predicted model, not a curated record.
AAUCCUCUCGGAGUGUCACAUUCCACUUCGGCUGCACCCUGAGCUGGUUCCGGCUGUGCUGUCGGCUCCAAUUCUCAGCAAAGGUGACUUUAACCUGGAGAAGCCGAAGUUCCAGCGGACACUAGAGUGUCCCACAAUUAUCUUCUCCUUGGUGACAUUAGACGAAACCUACGGGGUGGGUCCCCGGUCUCUGCUUAAAGGCUGCUCAGCCAAGAAAGCUGGCUCCAGGAAUUCGGAGAGAGGGGAAGAAGAGGGCGCCUCUAUGAGGCUUUAGGAAAAGCUAAUGGGUAGGACUGAGACUACAGGUUGGAUGUCUCGGAACAGAAAGAGCUGCGAGGCUGAUCAAGUGCAGCAAGCUGGCUUGUUUGGAUGGAGAGUUGCCUAGGCAAGCUGAGUACUUGAGAGCCUCUCCUGCCCUUCUCCAGAGUGCUUUCCAGCGAUGAGGUCACAGGCCCUCGGAACCCUCCUCCUCCCUCCAGUCCCUCCCGCUCCCCAGUCUCCUCCAGCUUCAGGCGCUGGGCACUGAGAAUGAGGCGACAGUGCGCAACCAUGAAGUAGCGCAGGAGGUCCCUUGGAAAAUGAGGCCAGGGUACCUGCUGCAGCUUGCGCUCCUGCUUGCCCUGCCCAGGAGCCUGUGGGGCAGAGGGUGUGUGUCUCCACCCUGUGAAUGCCACCAGGAGGACAACUUCAGAGUCACCUGCAAGGAACUCCACCGCAUCCCCAGCCUACCACCCAGCACCCAGACUCUGAAGCUCAUUGAGACUCACCUGAAGACCAUCCCCAGUCUGGCGUUUUCAAAUCUGCCCAAUAUUUCCAGGAUCUAUUUAUCUAUAGAUGCAACUCUGCAGCGGCUGGAACCACACUCUUUCUACAAUUUGAGUAAAAUGACUCACAUAGAAAUCCGGAACACCAGAAGUCUAACCUAUAUAGACCCUGAUGCCCUAACAGAGCUCCCCUUGCUCAAGUUCCUAGGCAUUUUCAAUACUGGACUUAGAAUAUUCCCUGACCUGACAAAAAUUUAUUCCACUGAUGUAUUCUUUAUACUCGAAAUCACAGACAACCCUUAUAUGACUUCAGUCCCUGAAAAUGCAUUUCAGGGACUGUGCAAUGAAACCUUGACCCUGAAACUGUACAACAAUGGAUUUACUUCAAUUCAAGGACAUGCUUUCAAUGGAACAAAGCUGGAUGCUGUUUACCUAAACAAGAAUAAAUUCCUGACAGCUAUUGACAAAGAUGCCUUUGGAGGAGUGUACAGUGGACCAACCUUGCUAGACGUGUCUUCCACCAGUGUCACUGCCCUCCCCUCCAAAGGCCUGGAGCACCUGAAAGAACUGAUCGCAAAAGACACUUGGACUCUCAAGAAGCUUCCACUGUCCCUGAGUUUCCUCCACCUCACCAGGGCUGACCUGUCUUACCCGAGCCACUGCUGUGCCUUUAAGAACCAGAAGAAAAUCAGGGGAAUCCUAGAGUCUUUGAUGUGUAAUGAGAGCAGUUUCCGGAAUCUGCGUCAAAGAAAAUCGGUGAAUGUCCUGAGAGGUCCCAUCUACCAGGAAUAUGAGGAAGAUCUUGGUGACAACAGUGUCAGGUACAAACAAAACUCAAAGUUCCAGGAGAGCCCCAGCGACUCCCAUUAUUACGUAUUCUUUGAAGAACAAGAAGAGGAGAUCAUUGGUUUUGGCCAGGAGCUCAAAAAUCCUCAGGAAGAGACUCUGCAAGCGUUUGACAGCCACUAUGACUACACUGUGUGUGGGGACAAUGAAGACAUGGUGUGUACCCCCAAGUCAGAUGAGUUUAACCCCUGUGAAGACAUCAUGGGCUACAAGUUCCUGAGAAUCGUGGUAUGGUUUGUCAGUCUGCUGGCUCUCCUGGGCAAUAUCUUUGUCCUACUUAUUCUCCUUACUAGCCACUACAAACUGACUGUGCCACGCUUUCUUAUGUGCAACCUGGCCUUUGCGGAUUUCUGCAUGGGUGUAUACCUGCUUCUCAUUGCCUCUGUAGACCUGUAUACACACUCUGAGUACUACAACCACGCCAUUGACUGGCAGACAGGCCCUGGGUGCAACACGGCGGGUUUCUUCACUGUUUUUGCCAGUGAGCUCUCAGUGUACACACUAACAGUCAUCACCCUGGAGCGAUGGUAUGCCAUCACCUUCGCCAUGCGCCUGGAUAGGAAGAUCCGCCUGAGGCACGCAUACACCAUCAUGGCUGGUGGCUGGGUUGCCUGCUUCCUGCUUGCCCUGCUCCCCAUGGUGGGAAUAAGCAGCUAUGCCAAGGUCAGCAUCUGCCUGCCAAUGGACACCGACACGCCUCUUGCUCUAGCGUACAUUGUCCUUGUUCUGCUGCUCAAUGUCGUCGCCUUUGUCAUUGUCUGUUCCUGCUAUGUGAAGAUCUAUAUCACAGUCCGAAAUCCCCAGUACAACCCUCGAGAUAAAGACACCAAGGUUGCCAAGAGGAUGGCUGUGUUGAUCUUCACCGACUUCAUGUGCAUGGCCCCCAUCUCCUUCUAUGCCCUGUCAGCACUUAUGAACAAGCCCCUUAUCACCGUUACUAACUCCAAGAUCUUGCUGGUUCUUUUCUACCCCCUCAACUCCUGUGCCAACCCAUUCCUCUAUGCGAUUUUCACCAAAGCCUUCCAGAGGGACGUGUUCAUCCUGCUCAGCAAGUUUGGCAUCUGCAAGCGCCAGGCCCAGGCAUAUCAGGGUCAGAGAAUCUGUCCAAACAACAGCACUGGUAUUCAGAUUCCAAAGGUUCCCCAGGACAUGAGGCAGAGUCUCCCCAACACACAAGAUGCCUAUGAACUCCUUGGAAAUGUCCACCUAACUCCAAAAACACAGGGACAAUUUUCAGAAGAAUAUAAGCAAACGGCCUUGUAAAAUGAUGCUCCAUUAUUCACAGUGGGACUUUAAAAGGCUGCUUUCUUGAACACACGUUCUGAUAUAUGACAUAUGGGUGUAUAGCUUCAUGCAGGUGAUGUUUCAUAGGGACACAGUUAAUCUCUAGAGAGUAUCUUCAAGAAGGGAGAGAAGCUAUCAGCAUAUCUGAGUCCCAGGUGAUAUAAAAUAGUCUACAUUCUCCAGGGGACUCUGUGACACUGUGCAACAUGUCCCACAGAUACCACUUGAACUAUUCCCGCAUCUGUCUUCUCUGGUUUAUGUAGUGUUGUCAUAUAGCGAAGAAUCAACAAAUGGCCAGCGUUCAUUUUCUUAUGCAACUCCUCAAUAGCUCUCCUCAUAUAACCAAAGAAAGGUUUGUUCCUUAAAACUAAAAUGCCACACUUGGCAGGUGGAGGCAGAGGAAUCCAAACUUCGUCCUUAGCUAUAUAGUGAAUUCUAAGCCUGGGCUACAUGAGACUCCCAUCACAGGAGAUCAAAAGAAUCCUGGAAACCGAAACACAAUUAGAUGUCACAUAAUUGCUUCCAUUGAGUAUGAAAUAGGGGGAAGUUUAGCUUUGAGACAUUUUUUUUCUUUAGACUGUCAAACAAGUUUCUCUUCACAAGAAUCUACAUACAUUGAUGGAGAAACUGCUGAGAUUUCAUCUUUUGUGGCUGAGCAAUCUACGAAUUAGCUUCUUGUGGAAGAUGGGAGCUCUGGAAGGUCUUUUCAGCAACACGUGGGGAAUGAGGACAGAGAACACGUAGCUACCUGUUGAAUAAUAUUACUAGACACCAGCUGACUAUUGAGCAAGUCCCUGGAACUCCAAGUACUGUAGAAAUGGAGGCAUACGAUGGCCUCUUCCAUUUUAAAAACUCUAGAUGCAUUUUCAUGACAGAGGAAAAAAAGGUACUACUUAAGUAGAAUCUGAAUUUUCUGUCUUGUGGAGCUACUGUCUAUUUCUUUUUGGAAUCAUGAUAUGACCCAAGAAGAUUUUUCUUUAUUUCAUUUUAAUCAUCAUGUCUGAACCAAAAAAUUCUACUGAGUGAGUAUGUGGAGACAGAUCCUAAUUAUUCACCUAAUGAUUAUAUCUAUAUAAAUCCAAAACAGACUGGAAUUUAUGUACUAGACUAAUAAUACAGCCUGGCAUGGUGGCACACUCCUUUAAUCCCAGCACUCCGGAGACAGAGGCAGGUGAAUCUCUGAGUUCGAGGUCAGCCUGGUCUACAAGGCAAGUUCCAAGACAGUCAGAGAUACACAGAGAAACCCUGUCUCAAAAACAAAACAACAAGAGAUAGACUAAUAAUAGCGUUACUGUGGGACUGUGUUGACUCACUUCAAAACAUUUACCUCAUCGUCACAGAUUGGUUUCAUGCCCUCAGCAGCUCAUACCACACUAACACUGUCAAGAGAGAAAUCUUUUCAUCUGACACUGGCAGUGUCCUUCUCUAACCCUGCCAGUCACUGACAUGAAACAUUUGUGUCCCAAUAGUAACCUUGCUUCAAACAGCCAGGAACUGUGUCUACAGGUGUACCUUCCAGAUUGCCUGUCUGGAGAACUCCUUACUACAUUUGUUCUAGUGUCCCCACCCCACCCCACCCCACCCCAAGCAGAUCCGGCAUUUGCCUCUCAGUGCUCACGAACCAAAGCAGGAAAUAAAAGGCUGUGUCACUUUAAGUCUGUGGAGUAGGGUUUGUGGUUCAUCUGACAUGGCUCUUACUUGACUGGCCUGGUGCUUUGUCAUAGUCACACAAGCACUGGCUUUCCCAACAGGUCACUUGUAACUACUGAAAUUGACCUAACGUGUUAUCUUGUGGCAUGUGUUUCUCUCUUGUGACAUUUUGAAAUAUCACAUCUGGACAGAGGAUGUGUUUCAUCUUGAGUAGCUGACCUAGUGCUUUGAAGACAAAGUCCUAGAAGAGGACAUUGACAAAAUGAAAUAAAUUUUCUUCCUAUA